This is a messenger RNA of Vollenhovia emeryi, 630 nucleotides long. RefSeq names its product serine/arginine-rich splicing factor RSZ22A-like. The transcript is spliced from 2 exons. The record is from RefSeq and is a predicted model, not a curated record. The coding region runs from base 1 to 630 and encodes 209 amino acids. NCBI's taxonomy places the organism in Eukaryota, Metazoa, Arthropoda, Insecta, Hymenoptera, Formicidae.
AUGUCGGGUCUCGACUCCCGCUUCGGUGGUGGUGGCGGUGGUGAUGGUAGGGGUGGCGGCGGCGGCGGCGGUGGUGGUGGUGGGUGGUCGCGGUGGUGGGUGGCGGUGGUGGUUGGCGGCGGCGGUGUCCUCGCCGCCGCUUCCGCAGGAUCUCCACGCUGCGCGGCGCCGCCGUGCCUCCCGACGCCCGGUGGUGGGGCAGUCGCCGGCGCGUGGGAGGAGGAGCGGCCAGCCAGUGGAGUCCGGGAAGCCGAGCAGCGCAGACGCGUUGUGCGCCGUUACGUUCCUCGCAAGGGUCCAGCGAUCGGUGACCGACGGCGACGACGCCCGCAGCGGAAGCGUGAGCGUUUUUUUUCGCAGCCAGGUCGUGGAAACAGUGGUCGAACUCGCGGGCAAAUCCUCCGCGCGGUAACGGGAUACUCGCGGAGACGCGCCUCUCUGGCUGCCGCGAGCGGUAAUGUCGAUGAGGAGCGCCUGGUGACAGAGAAAGAGAGGCAGGAACGCGGAAGAGACUUGACAAGCCUGGCCCGUGGUGAGGCUCUGGUGGUUCUCUCCAUUUCUCUCGAGGCAGAGGAGAGGCCAAACGGUGAGACGAGAGGAAGCGCCGAUCGAUCAAGAAGAUCGGAGUAA